Molecule: messenger RNA, 963 nt
Organism: Nipponia nippon (crested ibis)
Lineage: Eukaryota; Metazoa; Chordata; Aves; Pelecaniformes; Threskiornithidae
Source: RefSeq, a predicted model, not a curated record
AUGGGCAAGGACAGUGCAGGAAAGGGUCAACAGCACCUGAACCAGCUACAGCUGCACGUAUUACUCAGGAUGGUCAAUGCUGGAUUAAAUAAAAUAUGUCUUGAAAGAAAGGAUCCAGUGCCAAAUGAUCUGUUCUUUGGAGAGCAGAGUCUGAAUAACGAGUCCAGUGCUUGCAGUUCUGGUCUUGCAACUGCAACCCAGUUGCCUCUGAGUCUGCUGAAGUCAUUUGGAAAUCCAGGGAAAGGGCAGUGCAGCCGCAUCUUCCCUCCCCAGCUUGGCACACUACAGAUCAUUCAUGGCAAUGGCACAGCCGUGGGGACAGUGAUAACGUUCCAGUGCUCUGCUGAGCACCAGCUGGAGGGACCAGGCGUCAUCACCUGCAUUUGGAAAGGGAAUGGUACCCAGUGGACAGCUGGAGUGCCCUCCUGCAAACCCAUAUCAAAAUAUGAGACUUUUGGAUUUAAGGUCGCAGUGAUUGCCUCCAUCGUGAGCUGUGCUGUCAUUCUGCUGAUGUCCAUGGCUUUUUUAACUUGUUGUCUUAUCAAGUGUGUGAAGAAAAGUGAAAGGAGGAGGACUCAAAGAGAUAUGCAGCUGUGGUACCAGCUCAGAACUGAAGAACUAGAGCACAUGCAAGCUGCUUACUUUGGUUUUAAGGGAAGAAACAAUAACAACAACAGUAAGAAACUCAGGAAUAAAGCUGUGUUCGAUGAUGUGACUAACAUGGCAUAUGAUAACCAAGGCUUCUACAGGUUCCAGGAGGAGUGGACUCGGGACAUCAUAGCUCCUGGGUGUUGCAAAGACAACGAUCAUCUGCCUAAGUUAAGCAAAAGCAGUAGUGCACCUGUGAAACAAGUUGUACCAGGACACAACACUGCAGUACAGACGGUGGAUUCAAUACAUGUCGUUGAAGUCUAUGGACAUAAGGAUAGUUAUAACAAACUGAGCCGUCAGAUACCUGGAUAG